AUCGUUUUCUUUUAAUGAUAAUCAAAUAGUGUUGAACUUUAACACCGAGAUUAAUGUACUAUUAUUAUUUAUUAUGAUAUACAGCAAGAUAACAGGUUAUUAUCACUGAAUUCAAAAUAUGAAUGGUAAAUUAAGUAUUGAGGCUAUAAUAAAUACUAUUAACUUCACCUAGUGUUUUAAAUUGUGUGAUAAUUAUAGACAGCAAUUUUUAUGAUCAGAAAAAAAUAACGCACAACUUACAAUGAGCUUGAAGAAGUUGACCAGUAUAUUGAACAAGCAAUUACCAUUGAAAAAAUCAUUUGCAAGUAAUAUAAAAAAAACCGGCUUGUAUGAAUUUCACAUUAACAAUGGCGGCAAAAUGGUACCGUUUGCUGCUUACUAUAUGCCGUUAGCCUAUACUGAUAGUAUCACAGUGUCUCACCUACAUACCCGUCAGUCGUGUUCCUUAUUUGAUGUUUCACAUAUGCUACAGUCAAAGAUUUACGGUAAACACAAAGAGCAGUUUAUGGAACAGAUUUGUGUUACGGACAUACAAGGUAUGAAAAAAAGAACCAGUGCGUUGAGUUUGUUUGUAGACGAUAAAACUGGUGGUAUACUAGACGAUUUAAUUGUAACUAAAACGGAAGACGAUUACUUAUACAUGGUAACAAAUGCUGGUUGCAAGGAACAAGACGUCAAAAUGAUUACAGAACAACUAGAGGAUUUUAAAUCGAAAGGAAACGAUGUUACUAUUGAGUUCUUGGACAGUGACAUACAAUCAUUGUUGGCAUUACAAGGACCAAAAUCCAUGACUGUUCUUCAACCCGUUGUUUCUGCUGAUUUGUCUAAAUUGUAUUUUAUGAACACUACGACGUCUACAGUUUGUGGAGUGCCAAAUUGUCGUAUUAAUCGGUGUGGUUACACUGGUGAAGAUGGCUUUGAAAUCUCUGUACCAACUGAUCAGGUCACAACGAUUGCCGAAACACUUUUAGGUAAUGAAAGCGUCAAACUAGCCGGUCUCGGCGCUAGAGAUACAUUGAGGUUAGAGGCCGGAAUGUGUUUACAUGGAUCAGAUAUCGACAUCACUACGACUCCAGUAGAAGCUGCAUUAGUAUGGACAAUAAGUCGGAAAAGAAGAGAUGAGAAACAAUUUCCCGGAGCGUCAGUUAUUAUGAAACAGAUCAGUGAAGGUGUAGAACGCAAGCGAGUUGGUUUGAUUCAGGAAUCGCAAGGAGCACCCGUGAGAGCCGGUGCAGUGAUUCUCGAUGCAGACAGCCAAAAAGUUGGAACAGUGACCAGUGGAUGUCCAUCUCCUUCAUUGUUAAAAAACAUAGCGAUGGGUUAUGUGAACAGUAAUUUAGCUAAGAUGAAAACUGAAGUAAAGGCGGUAGUUCGCGGCCAACAAAUACCAAUGGUUGUUACUAAAAUGCCAUUUGUCAAAUCAAAUUAUUAUUCUCAACCAAAAUAAUGCCAUUUUUUAUAUUUUUAAUACAGUAGAUUUUUAUUUUAUUUGUUAAUAUAUAUAUAUAUAUAUACUUUUAAAUAAUAUAAUAAUUUUAUAAAAAAUUACUUUUAAGAAAAACAAUUUAACUUUCUCAAAUUGAGAUUAUCAUGUUUUAUAUUUUAAUCUUUAAUUGUCUAAUUAGAAGUCAUACGGUUAACAGUGUACCAAAAAUUAAAUUAA
Messenger RNA from Adelges cooleyi (spruce gall adelgid), 1663 nucleotides. RefSeq names its product aminomethyltransferase, mitochondrial. NCBI's taxonomy places the organism in Eukaryota, Metazoa, Arthropoda, Insecta, Hemiptera, Adelgidae. The transcript has 6 exons. Gene Ontology annotation, molecular function: protein binding; aminomethyltransferase activity. The coding region runs from base 242 to 1447 and encodes 401 amino acids. Gene Ontology annotation, cellular component: mitochondrion. Gene Ontology annotation, biological process: glycine catabolic process. The record is from RefSeq and is a predicted model, not a curated record.